Molecule: messenger RNA, 2274 nt
Organism: Klebsormidium nitens
Lineage: Eukaryota; Viridiplantae; Streptophyta; Klebsormidiophyceae; Klebsormidiales; Klebsormidiaceae
Source: the annotation of a GenBank genome assembly
CGUAGAUCUGGGGGAGAGGGAAAGCCUAAGGCUAUUAGGUGCGUGCAGAUCAACAUUUCUUUGCCAAAGGUUCAGCCUUCUUUGCACAGGCGCUCCUUUCUGCGCUUUCAACAACCUCUGACAAGAUGCAAAGCGUGCAGUCGCUGCAUGCGUCCAUCGGGCAGGCUGGAUUUGGCAAGGAUGCAAGCCAACGCACUUUGUCCAAGGAGUCGGCGCUGGAGACAUGUUCCCUUUGUCUUCCAAGGAUUUCCUCUGGUACUGGCCAGGCAGCCACUUCGUCACACGCUCGUAGAGUCCGCGCUUUUACCAUUGGGAAUACACAGAAGCAGGGCCAUGCUUCUCAACCAUGCUUGAAAAGUAUGUUCUUAGGGGGAGGAGUCCUGUCCAAGGGCGUAGAGGCUUCCGCUCGGAUGAGAAGAAAGACGAUUAGAGCUUUCUCAAAGAGCCCGCCAGCUGUUGAGACAUCGACGGAGACCCUUCGAACCCUCUAUUCGUCAAGCAAGUCACACAAACAGGGUCAUCUGAAAGUUUCCAAUCUGCAUACCAUCUACUACGAGGUCUUUGGCAACCCCAAAGGAAGACCAGCUGUGUUUCUCCAUGGGGGCCCUGGGGCCGGUUGUACCGCAAACCACAGCCGAUUCUUUGACCCGGAACACUACCGAAUUGUCCUCUUCGACCAAAGGGGGUGCGGAAAGUCGACUCCCCGGGGCUGCUUGGAAGAGAACAACACGUGGGAACUCGUAGAGGAUCUCGAGAAGUUGCGGAAGGAGCUGGACAUUGAGAAGUGGCUCGUCGUAGGCGGUUCUUGGGGAACCACCCUCGCGCUGGCCUACGCCCAGACGCACCCGGAGCGCGUCUCUGCGAUGGUGUUACGAGCGGUGUGCAUGAUGCGGAAGCGGGAAAUUGACUGGUUCUACAAACAGGGAGCGGAUGCGCUGUUCCCGUUUGCCUGGAAGGAUUACGUCGCACACAUCCCGGAGGCGGAGCGGGAUAAUCUGCUUGGCGCGUACUACCGACGGCUGACGUCAGACGAUCGGCAGGUCGCCGAGGCUGCGGCGCGGUCGUGGUUGCGGUGGGAGUUCAGCCUGCUGUCCUUCUCGAACGUGCCGGUCGUCAUUGCCUGGGACGGCAAAGACUACAAGAUGCUGCCAAUACCCGUGGCGGCAGCAUCCCCCACAGACCCCGCCCCCGCCCCAGCUUCCGUUGCAACGCCCUCUAACCCGGUUGCAAGUCCAGCGGUUACCAGCGGGGUGAAUGCGAAAUCCGACCCUUCUCCAAGCUCGAACGGCUCAGCCACUUCAGCGGGUAAAGUCGAGACUGAGGCUGGAGUUAAGGAAGCAACGAGCACGGUUAGUUCGGGGGUUAGCGACGGGACGAAUACCAAACCUGAGCCUUCGUCAGGCGCAAGCGACUCGGCCGGGACAGCGGUUACGGCGGAGGUUAGGAACGGGUUAACGGAAGCAGUCGAAGGGACCACAGGUGCUUCGGAUAACAACCGAGGGGUCGAAAAGGAGGAUAAGUCGGAGCGGCAAUCUUCCUCCGGGGAGGCGAGUACGUCCUCGAGCAACGGGACCAGCCAUGCUGUCAUUGCGUCACAAUCCGCGGAGAAACCGGGUAGUGACGCGGUUGAACGGAAAGAAUCUCCAGGCGGAAACGGGGGGGCGAAAAAGCAGGGCGCUGGUAAAAGUACGACCAGGGGGGCUGACGAGGCGACUACGGAAGCGGGUAAUGGACACGUGGCGGAGUACCGGCCGAGUGCGGAGAACAUGCGCGGCGGGGACUGGAUGUCGUCGAGCCUGGCACAAGCGCGACUCGAAAGUCACUACUCGAUGAAUGGGGCCUUUUUGUCGGAAGAGCAACUUCUGAGGGGCGUGAACACGAUACGCAGCAUACCCACGGUUGCAGUACAGGGGCGAUACGACUUCGUGUGCCCGCUCAAGACAGCCUUCGAUCUUCAUUCGGCGUGGCCGGAGAUGGAGCUGAGGGUGGUCCCAAAUGCGGGACAUUCCCAGUACGAGACAGGGAUUUCUCACGAGAUCAUUCUUGCAACAGAGAAGUUCAGAGCCUCGAUUAUUAGGAAACCCCAAAUGAAAUGUCAUUUACUAAGAUUAUGCCGGUGUCUGGUCAAGGCUCUGGAGCGAAGGGCAUUUGAUCGACGCUAGCAACUCUCAUGAUCGACUUAUUGAUGCUUUAAGUUGACCAGAAGAGACUGUACGUCGCAUGAUUGCGCGUGUGGUGUGAAGCUUGGACGGAAUGAUAUCCCUGAAACGUUGG